GAGACGAACAGGAAAAACCAGAACCCUGAAAAGCAAGUGCACAAAGUGUGGUGUGGCUAGAAAUAGUGAAGGUUACUGAUUUGUGGAGUAGAAUCACGGAAGGAGGAGCAGAGAUGAUCAGGUGAUGAAGCAGUCAGAAAUAAAACAGAUGAUGUAUGAGAACAGAGAAAGAAAACUCAGGAAGCUAUUUAGAAAAAAAGCUAUUUAUUGAAACAGAUGGAGGUGCCACAUCGGCCAGAAAUGUUUGACUUCCACGGAGUCUGCAUGGUCCAUCAGUUUACUGACAACUGGGAUAAUCUACAGAACUUCAAAGCAAGACCAGAUGAUAUUCUUAUUGCUACUUACCCUAAAGCAGGGACCACAUGGGUGUCUUACAUCCUCGAUCUUCUAUAUUUUGGACGCAUGGGUCCAGACCGUCAAACAUCCAUCCCUCUUAAUGAUAGAGUACCCUUCCUGGAGAUCUGCAAACCUUGUUUACCCACAGGUACAGAGCAGGCAGAGAAACUUCCCACCACUCCUCGUCUCAUUAAAACACAUCUACCAGUCCAGUUUGUACCACAGUCGUUCUGGCAGCAGCGCUGCAGGAUAAUCUAUGUGGCCCGUAAUGCAAAGGACAAUGUAGUGUCUUAUUUCCACUUUGCACGCAUGAACAGUGCCCUGCCAGAACCAGGAGACUGGAGCUCCUAUCUGCAGGAGUUCAUGGAGGGGAAGAGGGCUUUUGGGUCAUGGUAUGAUCACGUGAACAACUGGUGGGAGAAAAAGGAGACUUAUUCAAAUCUUUACUACAUGUUCUAUGAAGAUUUGAUUGAGGACUGUGGACGAGAAAUAGACCGACUGUGUUCCUUCCUUGGUUUGUCUCCGUCAGCUGAAGAGAAGGAAAGAGUCAGAGCCAGUGUGACGUUUGACAGCAUGAAACAAAACAAGAUGACCAACUACUCUGAUGUCAAAACUAUGAACCACAAGGUGUCUCCUUUCAUGAGAAAAGGAAAAGUUGGUGACUGGAAAAACCACUUCACUGUGGCCCAAAAUGAAAAGUUUGAUGAAGACUACAAGCAGAAGAUGAAGAAUCCUGAUCUAAAGUUUCGCUUUGAAAUUUAGAGGCCCCACUGGGUGUGACGAAGAUCUGAAGUGAUGAUGUUCAGACUGAAGUACUCAAACACAUGUCCGCAUUCUGUGCCAUACACUUUCUUUAUUUUGCUGGCCAGCUAUCACGAUUGUUUUCUCAUUCACAAAGACUAAAAGACAUUUUUGUUAUUUCCAAAUAGACACUCUCUGAUCAGAGAUUGAGGAGGUUGAAGUUUUACAACCCCAGGAAUGAGAAAAGACUCUCUCACUAAUAUAUUCAUAUAUAAUGAUGCAAAUAUUUUUUUCUUUUCUCUUCUCUUUUUCUCUUUGUGAACAUUGCAUUCUAAGGGACUGUAAGUUGUUCAGGUUGUAAACAUAUGCACUUAGAGUUAGUUUGAUGUAUCAGUGUCAAGCUGAUAUCUAAGUGGGUACAUUAGGAAGUGUUAAGUUCAUAUGUGCUCCAGUCCAUCAAUUCUUCAAAGUAUUGGACACUGAUGGUAAACUGCCAUCAGACCCUAAAUAAAUUGUCCUCUGUUGUUAU
Oreochromis niloticus (Nile tilapia) is the source of this 1606-nucleotide messenger RNA. RefSeq names its product cytosolic sulfotransferase 3. The transcript has 7 exons. The coding region runs from base 217 to 1098 and encodes 293 amino acids. NCBI's taxonomy places the organism in Eukaryota, Metazoa, Chordata, Actinopteri, Cichliformes, Cichlidae. The record is from RefSeq and is a predicted model, not a curated record. Gene Ontology annotation, molecular function: sulfotransferase activity.